AUGAGCUGUUAUUCUUUCCCAGUGACAGAACCCAAUUUUAUGCAACAACAGAUACAAAGUCCCCUCAAUGUCUACCUCAACCAUCUUCAAUUUCUUCAACACCAACAGAAUCUUAUCCACCAAGCUUCACAACUUCAACAAAUGAGCAGUCAGAUCCAUCCAUCUUUUCCCCUUAUUAAUCUUCAAGGAAUGGGAGUCCCUCCGUUCUCUUCUAUGUCUUCAGUGAUCCCGAAAAUACCCGAAUCUUCAGAGGGAAAGAAAUUCGACUUUCACAAACUUGCCGAGUCCGCCACAGUCGAUAAGACAGUAGUCAAGAGGAAAACGAGGCCAAAGAAGCAACAUAUUUGUAGAUUUUGCAAACGAAAAUUUACAAAGAGUUAUAAUUUGAUGAUCCACGAACGAACUCAUACAGACGAAAGGCCUUUCAAGUGCGAUAUUUGUCAGAAAGCUUUUAGAAGACAAGACCAUCUUCGAGAUCACAAAUACAUUCACGCGGCCGAAAAGCCGUUCAAAUGCAAGAUCUGCGGUAAAGGAUUCUGCCAAGCUCGGACUCUUCAUGUUCAUAUGAACAAUCAUAAGAAAGAAACGUCAGAAGAUGAUGAUGUUCUUAUCAAUAUUUCUGAUUAA
Molecule: messenger RNA, 627 nt
Organism: Oikopleura dioica
Lineage: Eukaryota; Metazoa; Chordata; Appendicularia; Copelata; Oikopleuridae
Source: the annotation of a GenBank genome assembly